Eruca vesicaria subsp. sativa (arugula) is the source of this 1216-nucleotide messenger RNA. Lineage: Eukaryota; Viridiplantae; Streptophyta; Magnoliopsida; Brassicales; Brassicaceae. The record is from the annotation of a GenBank genome assembly.
AUUCUCUAGUGGAGAAAAAAAAAUUAAAAAUAAUAAAACAGGAAAAGGUAAAAAAACAAACUAAAAUAUUGUUUUACGACUUUUAUAUCUACUCAAGCAAACUACUGUCAUAAUUUGUCUGAGAAAUUAAUCGAAGAAAAAAAAACACAUGAGAGGAAUCAUCGUCGUAAGCUUCUUAGUUUUACAAAGUCUCAUCGUGUUUUCGUCACCAUCACCACCGGACUUCAAUUUCUUCUACUGGGUCACCUACUGGCCAGGAGCAAUAUGUGAUAGUCAAAAAGGAUGUUGUCCUCCACCGAAAGGCAAUACGGCGUCGGAUUUCAUGAUCCAUGGACUCUGGCCUCAGUUCAACAAUGGCACUUGGCCUGCUUUUUGCGACCAAACCAAUCUCUUCGAUAUCUCCAAGGUAUCAGAUCUAGUAAACAAAAUGGAGAAGAAGUGGACAGAGUGGGGAGUUUGGUCAUGUCCAAGCAACGAGACCAAGCUAUGGGAACACGAAUGGAACAAGCACGGCACUUGUGUUCAAUCUGUCUUCGACCAACAUUCUUACUUCCUCACCAAUCUCAAAUUCAGACAAAAAGUCAAUCUCCUCAACAUCCUUAAACAUAAAGGAAUUAAACCGGAUGGUGGAUUAUACGGUUUAGAUGAGAUCAAGAACGCCAUCAAGUGCGCUAUUGGAUUUGCACCAGGUAUAGAGUGCAAUGAAGAUGUAAAAGGGACAAAGCAGCUUUUCCAGAUCUACAUAUGUCUUGACAAUUACGCUAAAGUGUUUGUGGAGUGCCCGUAUGUUCCGGAUAAAUCAUGUGCUUCAAAGAUCAAGUUUCCAAAGUUCCCAAAGAAAGAUUCUCUUGGUGAGACUCUAAGUGUGAUAUCUUCUGUUUAAAACAAAGAGAGUAUUGUGUUUCAAUAAGAGAGUGAAUGUAAGAUACUCCGCAUAACUAUAAUGAGUGUGAUGAGUCUUUGAAAAGAGAGUUAAGAACAUACUAGUAUUAUGGUAAGAACCCAUGUUGCUUAAUUGCAAUUUCAAAGGCUUGCAUUCUUUCACCUCGAGCAUUUCCAUUUCGAUCAUAGGAUGAUAUCUCGCUGAUCUUGAGGUCUAUAGAAGCCUUGAUGAGCUCUUCUCCAACCCGUUUCGCUGCUUCCUGUAAAACACAUUAAUAUGAACAGACUCGCUUUGCAAAAAGACAAAAGUAAUCACUUUAAAGGUUUGAGUUUC